Prorocentrum cordatum is the source of this 909-nucleotide messenger RNA. The record is from the annotation of a GenBank genome assembly. Lineage: Eukaryota; Dinophyceae; Prorocentrales; Prorocentraceae.
AUGGCGACUUCCGUAGACAUAUCUUGGCUGAACACCUCCAGCAGCAUCUUCAUACGCACGUUCUCGAGAUUGAAGUUCCUGGGCUCGAGGAGAGCAUAUUAUUCUGUCGUCGAGAGGAUGCCGGACUGGCUCAUGGCCAGCACACUAGGCAAACGAGCAGCAGAGGAAGGACUACCCAGCGAGGGGACCAGGGCCAAGUCGGCCAAGGGAGAGGGCAAGGGAGAGGAGUCGCGCGCCAACGCCAGACUGCUUCGGCAGCUAGAGUCCAGAGUCCGCACGCUGGAGUUCGGAGCGGGCCUCACGGUGCACGGGCCCAGCGACGCGGAGAUUGCGGCGGCCCUCAAGGGCACGUACGCGGAGUGCCAGAAGAAGACGGAGGGCAAGGCGGGGGCGCACGGUCUCGGCCUUCCAGAGUUGCAGAGUUUUGCCGCACUUCUGAGCGCUUUCAACGUCUGGCUCGAGAAGCAGGGCGCAGCGCAGGACUCGGUCAAGAACCUCGCGGAUGUGCCCAAUCGGCUCCUCCUGAUGAUGCAGAAGAGCGGCGUGUCCACGGCCUCGACCUGGAUCAAUGAGUGCAGCACCAGCAACACUCAGGACCCGGCCAUCUUGAGGAUCACGGUCAAGGUGGUCGGCUCUAUCAUAUUGCCCGACCCGCGCGCUCAGGGACCGAACUUGCUCGAGGAGCAGGAGAACUUCUGGGGGGCAAUCGAGGGCCAGGCCGCAGAGCCCGACGAGAAGGCAGUCGCGGCGGGAAGGAUGAUCGGGUCGCCUCUAGAGUUCGAGCUAAAGGGAGUAGGAAAGGUAGCAAUGGUUGAGCGGGUGAUUGAUCAGCUUCUCAGGGCGGUAGGCUUCAACAAUAAGCCAGGCCGAUCCCCGAGAGGCGAGCUAGUUUGGCAUAUUGAGAAGUAG